AUUCAUUUUUCACAGUGCUAAUUUUCAGUCGCUUUAUAAACAUAAUUUUUAAAACUAUCAGCUUCUAACCAGUUCAUCAUGAGAAACUUCAGUGUUGUUUUUAUUCUGGCUGUCUUCGCAUUGGGAAUCAACGGAAAAUGCAGAGAAGGAGUAAUUUUGAUUAAUAGGCCUGCUUGUGGAAUAGCCGCAGAUUGCUACUUGCAUGGCUUUAACGGAGAUGUUGUCAGAAAUGAGGAUUGCAAACGAAAAGAAAAAGGACUACCACCCGUAUUGGAAAUAAAAGGCGGAGAAUGUCCUACAGAUAAACCCCCGUGUAAAUAUAUAAGGGACUAAUUUUAAGCGGAAAGUGCAUUGUAACAUCCAUUAAAAGAGCUUGAAGCGAAA
Drosophila ficusphila is the source of this 384-nucleotide messenger RNA. Its product is annotated as accessory gland protein Acp63F-like. The transcript is spliced from 3 exons. Lineage: Eukaryota; Metazoa; Arthropoda; Insecta; Diptera; Drosophilidae. The record is from RefSeq and is a predicted model, not a curated record. Bases 79 to 333 code for a protein of 84 amino acids.